UGUGUGGAGCGUAAGGGCAGCUGUGAAAAGGCUUGGAUUCUUGAAUCUAUCCGAAUUAAUUCAGGCAGGCUGUACGCUCUGCAACGAUACAGGUGAAACCAUGGCGAAGAAACGGAAAGGACGAGUUGUUAUUGAUUCUGACUCCGAAGACAGCGCAAGCGACGACAACCUCGACCAGGAGCUGCUGUCGUUGGCAAAGAGGAAGCGGGCUGAUUCAGAGGAACAGGAGGAGCCAGCCAGCAAACCAUCAGCAUCGACAGACUCGGAGACCUCAGACAGUGAUGACGAGUGGACGGUGGGAGGCACAAAGGCCAAGAAGAAAGUUAAGCCAGGGAAAGGAGGGGAAAAGAAAGGAGCAACCAAGAAACAAGUUCACAAAGCCGCGUCAUCUGGCAGUUCAGAUGGAGACAGUUCAGCCGAGAGUUCUGCUCCAGAGGAAGGUGAAGUUUCAGACUCUGACAGUAACAGUUCGUCCUCCAGUUCGGACUCUGAGUCCUCCUCGGAGGAUGAGGAGUUUCACGAUGGCUAUGGAGAGGAUCUGAUGGGAGACGCAGAGGACCGGGAACGUUUGGAACAGAUGACUGAGAAAGAAAGGGAGCAGGAGCUGUUCAAUAGAAUUGAGAAGAGAGAGGUGCUCAAGAGGAGGUUUGAAAUAAAAAAGAAACUGAAAACGGCAAAGAAGAAAGAGAAGAAAGAAAAGAAGAAAAAACAGGACGAGGAGCAGCAAGAGAAGAAGAAGGUCUCUCAGAUUCAAGACACUCAAGUGGUGAUGUCACACAAUAAAGAGCGGAGAUCUAAGCGGGAUGAGAAACUGGAUAAGAAAUCACAAGCCAUGGAAGAGUUAAAGGCUGAAAGAGAGAAAAAGAAAAACAGAACAGUUGAACUUUUAUCAAAGAAGCAGCCGCUUAAAACAAGUGAGGUUUACUCGGAUGAUGAAGAGGAGGAGGAUGACGAUAAGUCCAGUGUGAAGAGCGAUCGAUCCUCAAGGUCAUCCUCAUCCGAUGAGGAAGAAGAGAAAGAAGAGACCCCGCCUAAAUCUCAACCAGUUUCCCUCCCGGAUGAGCUGAACAGAAUCAGGCUAUCCCGUCACAAACUGGAGCGUUGGUGUCACAUGCCAUUCUUUGCCAAGACGGUAACAGGCUGCUUCGUGAGGAUAGGCAUUGGAAACAGUAGCAGUAAACCAGUAUACAGGGUUGCUGAAAUUGUUGAUGUUGUAGAAACGGCGAAAGUUUACCAGCUAGGAACCACUAGGACAAAUAAAGGUCUACAGUUACGGCAUGGCAACGAUACACGAGUGUUCCGGCUGGAGUUUGUCUCAAACCAGGAAUUUACAGAGAAUGAGUUCAUGAAAUGGAAAGAGGCGAUGAUAAUCGCAGGAAUGCAGGUCCCCAAUUUGGAUGAAAUCACCAAAAAGGAACAUGCCAUUAAAGAAGCAGUCAAUCACAAAUUCAAUGAUAAGGACAUUGAAGAUAUUGUAAAAGAGAAAGAUAGGUUUCGUAAGGGACCUGCAAAUUAUGCCAUGAAGAAAACCCAGCUUCUGAAGGAGAAGGCCAUGGCAGAAGAGUCUGCAGAUUCUGAAAAAGUGAAGCGGAUUCAGAAUGAGCUGGAAGAGCUGGAGGAGAGAGCAGAGGCCCUGGACAGGCAGAGAACCAAAAAUAUAUCUGCCAUCAGUUACAUUAACCAAAGAAACAGAAGUUGGAACAUUGUUGAGUCUGAGAAGGCACUUGUGCUUGAGGGGCAAAAUGCAAAGAACCAACAGAUGGAUCCCUUCACAAGACGUCAGUGCAAACCCACCAUGGUGUCCAAUGCCAGAGAUCCUUCUGUUCAUGCUGCAAUCCUUGCUCAUCUGAACCAGAAAUAUGGCUCUGAUUCCACACCAGACAACCCUCAAGAAACAAGUAAAAUGGGUCUCGGUUGUAAGGAUAAAGACGUUGCCAAAACCAAUAGUGACCUAUCUGAGGAUCUUUUCAAAGUUCACGAUUUUGAUGUCAAGAUUGACCUUCAGGUUCCAAACACAGAAGCUAAAUCCUUGUCAGUGAGUUCCAACAUCCCACCAGUAAAGCAUGGUGCACCCAGGAGGUCACUCAAUUUGGAGGAUUACAAGAAGAGGAGGGGGCUGAUCUGAGCCUGGACAGUCUGCAGUUUACCUUGCAUGUGUCGGUCAUUGGGCUAGGACCUCAGUCAUACAUUAUGAACUACAUCAUGGACUUUGUCCACCUGGGAGAGAACAGACUCUUGUUGAUGUAAAGGAUACACCUGUGCUUUUUUAUUUUUUUAAUAUAUAAAAAAGUCUAUUUGCAUACUGUGCAGAGUUGCACUUUUUUCCUUUUUUUUUUUUUUUUUUUUUUUGGUCCUUGCAUUGUUUCUGUAUUGCAUAACACAGUACAUCAAAAUGGACUAAUGAAACACCUCCAGCUUCACAGAAGAAAAGGUUUAACCAAGAACCUAUUUUAAAUGGAAGUCAAGAGGUCUAACUUAGAAUGUGAUAGGUAUGUUUUUAUGUGUCAAUUCUUUGUUGGUUUCUUGCCUACAGCACCUCCUUGCUGUAAAAAAAAAAAAAAAAAAAAAAAAAAAAAAAAAAAAAAAAAAAAACGAAAACCUACAUUAUGGAUACUAGAUGUCAAUUGUAGCACCCAACAGAAGUGCUUGAACAUCCUGAUUUGUAGUUGAGACCUGUGUCUUAGAGGUCCUAAGGGUAUCCUGUAGUGGAGUGGUACUUGCGUGUGACUGUUCCAGUCCUUUUCAAUCCAGGACCUUGUUCUAACCAGGUCUUUUAAACACUUCAUUGAAGUCCGAAGUCUCUGGGCAACUUCAGCUCUGUAUUUAAGGUCAUGGUUGGAACAAGAUCCUGGACUGUUUCAAGAGUCGCAAGUGAAUACCACUGCUCCAGUCAUUUCUACAUUCAGAAACAAUUUUUAGAAGUAGUGCUGUACAGUGAUGGUCCCCUUUUUUUAUAUAUAAAAUAAAUGAAAAUUGAAUGUUCGAGAGUUGUAUAUUUACAUGUGAAUUAAGAUAUACCUCCAUACACUAGUUCAUUUACUUGUAGGUGUGACAUACCUUGUAAAUAUGCAAUUCUGAUGGGUGCUACUCAAUAAUAAAAAAUACUUUUUCAUAACAUUUGUUUUGUUGCUUUAUCACUACUUUAUAAAGGGUUUUUUCAAAAAAAAAGUUUAUAUAGCUUUUACAUCAGAACUAGGUCAAUUAACAAAUCCCAAAAAGCAUAUUUAUAUAAAGGUUGAUGUUUAAAUUAACGUCCUUUAGCAUGGCAAAACAGCAUAUGUAUCCUUAAGGAUAUGACCGUACAUGUUGCUACCCGCCCAUCACGUGGUCGUGAUCUUUUAAAAGGAGCUGUCAUUCCAUGUUAUGCAGUCAUUAGGUAUACCCUGCAACAGUGUAGGGCACAAAUGGAACACUUCUAUGAAAUUUUAAAGAAUGCUGCACCUGCACUGCAGGAAUAUUAAGAGUAUCCCAGGUUUUUGAGUACAAUUCUAAUAUAUAGUAGGAUCCAGACAUUGUUGUUUUGAUGUAUUUUAUGUACAACUUAGAUUAUUUGUUAUACAUAAUUAUGCAUUAAUGUGUCAUUGCGAUGUUAAAAAAAAAAAAAAAAAAAAUUGUCUGAGAAAUGUUUCUACUGUAAGAGGCCUAAUUAAGUAACCAGAAAUCCAUACAACCUCAGCUAAGUUUUGUGGCUGCGGUAAAACUAGUAAAAAUGAUAAAACUGCAUCUGCCAUCUAGCCUGUUUCUUCAAUGGCUUGCAUUUUAGCACCUCUCUGCAUUAAUCAUCUACUGCAGGCCUUACUGUUGCUUGUACUAGUGACUUAAUAUAGUAACGAAUUGUGUGUAGUUUGAGAGUUCUUGUCAUGUGAGGGAGAAUUUGAGAAGUGAAAUCUUCACUUUCAGCAGAAGAGAUACUUUCCUCAAUUUGUGAAAUUGGAAAUGCCCAAGAUUUGAAAAUAAUCCCGCCCUGUUACCGAAGAUUACAUAGAUGUACAAUACAGAAUGCUGUUAUCACCCACUGCCUUCAUUUAUUAACCCAUGUGUGCUGACACACUCUCUCUCUGGGUUUUGCCCCACUUAAGGUUUCAUCACAGUGGUGAAUUAUUUGUUAUCCAAUUAUGUAUUCUUCAGGUUUCCACACUGGCAUCCUCCCAGCCUGUAUGGAUAGUUGAAGUCUUACUGUACCUGCAAUUCUGCUGCAGCAUUUCUUGCAUUGUUGUUGGCAACACAGGGCCAGCAUGGUGACUAAUAUUCAAACAGAUGAAGAAAUUCAGAAUGAUUGGUGUUCGUGGUUUUGAUGCCCAAUCUAUUCAUCUCAGGAACUUUUUAAAUAUCAUGAUAUCCCUGAAUAGAUAAUGGUCUCCUACUCUCUUUAUAUAUAUAAAUAUGGACAGAUUUCAAUAUAUAGCGACGCUCUAAAGUAUGAUUCUCAUUAAAUUAACGAUUUAUUUAAAAUUUAUGAAACUACAUUAAAAUGGCAAUAUGUUAAAUGCCACAAAUGUUUUUAUUGUGUUUGAGUUAUGAUAAUCCGUUGUAGGCAAAUUGUUCAUCAAUCAUCCCUAGUAGUUUCUGUAACAUGCUUUUUGCUGGAGUCGGGUGGAAGCCUUCAGCUAUUAAAGUUGUUUGGGGCAUUAUCUGUGUUUGCUCCUAGA
This is a messenger RNA of Polyodon spathula (Mississippi paddlefish), 4649 nucleotides long. Its product is annotated as RNA polymerase-associated protein RTF1 homolog. Gene Ontology annotation, molecular function: DNA binding; RNA polymerase II C-terminal domain phosphoserine binding. Gene Ontology annotation, cellular component: Cdc73/Paf1 complex. The coding region runs from base 101 to 2125 and encodes 674 amino acids. The record is from RefSeq and is a predicted model, not a curated record. The transcript has 18 exons. Lineage: Eukaryota; Metazoa; Chordata; Actinopteri; Acipenseriformes; Polyodontidae.